Molecule: messenger RNA, 765 nt
Organism: Entrophospora candida
Lineage: Eukaryota; Fungi; Glomeromycota; Glomeromycetes; Entrophosporales; Entrophosporaceae
Source: the annotation of a GenBank genome assembly
AUGGAGGUUGACAAUAAUAAUAAUGGUAAUUUUUAUGAUUGUAAUGUUCAGGAAAAUAAUUACAUUGUUAAAUUGCAAGAGCUUUUGUUUAUAUUAUUUAAUAAAAAAAAUAUUUCGCAAAGUCAAAAUCAACUCAUAAAUAUUCUGUGGACACAAAUUCAAACAAACAAUCAAAGAUUUAUCAAUAAUGAAAAGUUUAUUAAUGAAUUAUUGACAAAACUCAAAUUACUUUCAUCCGCUAAUAAUGAAUUUUUAAGAAAUCAAUUAUGGGAAGAACUUUAUGUUUUAAGUAAUUUUGAUGAUGAGGCAAAGAAAAUUAAUUGGGAACCUUUGUCACAAAGAGAACAUAUUGCAAUUAGACCAACUAAGCAAACAAAUACAAUUAUUUGGCAUCAAAAUGAUCCUUUAGAUGAUGUACCAAUAAUGUCCAUGCAAGUACAUCAUCACCAACCACAAAUAAAAUCUUCAAUACCACCACCACAACAACAACAAGUAGAUGAAGAAGAAGUAGUAACAGUGAAGAAAACACAGAUAAAGCAAAAGGUUGUUAUUGUCUCUCCUCGACACUUGCCAAGAUUAACUUCACCAAUCAUUAAGCCAAUUCCAAUACUUUUGUCUCGUACACCUUCACCACAACAUGAUUAUAAUAACAACUCAUUUUCACCAACUCUCACUGACCAUCAUCAUCAUUAUUGUUUAAAUAUGAUGAGUCCAGAAGAUGAAACUAAUCCUGUUUCUUUUGUUGAGACAUAUUAUUUAUCUUAA